ACAGCAACUUAUUACAAAAAUUAAUACUAAAAUUACAAAUAAACUUAUUGCACAUCUAUUUAAAAUUAAUUUUUCUUUUACUGCAGAGCUCAGCAAAAUUAAUAUUCAACUUAAUGAUAAACUUACUGCAGAAAUCAAAAAAAUUAAUUCACAUAAUUCUGGCUAUACUUCUGAG
Cetraspora pellucida is the source of this 175-nucleotide messenger RNA. The record is from the annotation of a GenBank genome assembly. NCBI's taxonomy places the organism in Eukaryota, Fungi, Glomeromycota, Glomeromycetes, Diversisporales, Gigasporaceae.